AUUCAUUUGUCCUUGUCUUGGUUUAACCCUUGCCUCUGCUUUUUGUCCAGUUGCAGUGAAAAUCCUAGUCAUGGAUGAUUCCUCAGCUCUUUGAUCUUUCUCAAAGCCUUACAACGUAUAACGCUUGAAUCUUUCACCCUCUAUUUCCCUAAAACUCAUAGUCUUCCUCUCCUGCAUAUUUUCCUCUUACAGUGUUACCCCACUUUGCUCUUUCCAUUUUCUUGAACUUGGUUUCUCUCACAAACACAUUCAUUCUUUGACACAAGAUUUCACAGGGGUUUCUAAACUAUGACUAUGGUUGUGCAUUUUCUUCUGUUGCUUUUUGCAGUUUCUGCUGUUGCUGCUGAUGAAGAACCAUUUAUUGGAGUGAAUAUUGGAACAGAUCUCUCAGACAUGCCUCACCCCACUCAAGUAGUAGCACUGCUUAAAUCCCAAAAACUUCAACAUGUCAGAUUGUAUAAUGCUGACCAAGCUAUGCUCGUUGCACUUGCAAACACUGGAAUUCAAGUUGUUGUGUCUGUCCCCAAUCAAGAGCUCCUAUCAAUUGGUCAAUCAAAUUCCACAGCAGCAAAAUGGGUUUCUACCAAUGUGGUAGCACAUUAUCCAGCUACUAAUAUCACAGCAAUUUGUGUUGGUUCUGAGGUUUUAACCACCCUCCCUAAUGCAGCAAAACUACUAGUCAACGCUCUUAAGUACAUUCAUUCAGCCCUUGUUGCGUCGAAUCUCGAUCGCCAGAUUAAAGUUUCAACACCCCUUUCCUCUACCCUCAUCCUUGAUUCAUUUCCACCUUCCCAAGCCUUCUUUAACCGCUCGCUGAAUCCAGUCUUGGUCCCAAUGCUCGAUUUCUUGCAAUCCACCGGCUCUUAUCUCAUGCUUAACAUCUACCCUUAUGACGACUACAUGCUGUCGAAUGGUGUGAUUUCAUUGGACUAUGCACUCUUCAAGCCUCUUCCUCCCAACAAGGAAGCUAUUGAUUCUAACACCCUUCUCCACUACUCCAAUGUGUUUGAUGCUCUGGUUGAUGCAGCAUACUUUGCCAUGUCUUAUCUCAACUACACUAACAUUCCUGUGGUGGUGACUGAGACAGGUUGGCCCUCAAAGGGUGACUCUAAUGAGCCGGAUGCAACGCUCGACAAUGCCAAUGCUUACAACAGCAACUUGAUCAAGCAUGUGCUGAAUGUAACCGGAACUCCAAAGCGCCCUGGAAUUGCUGUUAGUACUUACAUCUAUGAGCUCUACAAUGAGGAUACAAAGGACGGGCCAUUGUCAGAGAAAAACUGGGGAUUGUUUGAUGCUGAUGGGAAACCUAUUUACAUUUUACACUUGACAGGAUCAGGAGCAGUGUUGGCGAAUGACACUACCAACCAAACUUACUGCGUUGCGAAGGACGGUGCUGAUCCGAAGAUGCUGCAGGCUGGGAUAGACUGGGCAUGUGGACCUGGCAAGGUGGAUUGCUCUCCAUUGUUGCAAGGAGAGGCAUGCUAUGAACCAGACAAUGUGAAUGCACAUGCAAAUUAUGCUUUUGACACUUACUAUCAUCAGAUGGGAAAGUCUCCUGAGUCAUGUAAUUUCAAUCAAAUGGCUACAAUCACCACCUCAAAUCCAAGUCAUGGUUCCUGUAUAUUUCCAGGAAGUCUUGGGCAAAAUGGCACCUUUGCCAAUGUCACUGCACCAUCACUGAAUUCCACAAGUUCAUCUUCUUCGGCAUGCAAUCUCCACAAAUGUGAUUUGAGAAUUAAAAGCCUUCUGAUGGUGAUAGGAUUUCAAAUAUUGGGAGUGGUUGUGCUAUAAACUGUGUAUCUCAGAACUUGCGUUGACUCAUUCAAAACACUUGAGGUAGAUGAUGAUUGAUGAUGUUACAUAGUAGGCUUUGUUGCAUGUUCAAAGUGGCCUACUCAAUUUUGUAAAAAGGCCAGUUAAUGGUCUGGACUGAAUUAGGCUUCAAAUGAAACACUAUUAUCAUUAUUAUUCUUUUCAAUUAGAAUUCAUUCGCUCCUUAUCAAGAA
Molecule: messenger RNA, 2006 nt
Organism: Lotus japonicus
Lineage: Eukaryota; Viridiplantae; Streptophyta; Magnoliopsida; Fabales; Fabaceae
Product: glucan endo-1,3-beta-glucosidase 2-like
Exons: 4
Coding region: 289-1791 (500 amino acids)
Biological process (GO): carbohydrate metabolic process
Cellular component (GO): plasma membrane
Molecular function (GO): hydrolase activity, hydrolyzing O-glycosyl compounds
Source: RefSeq, a predicted model, not a curated record